CCACAUCCACAUGCACACUGUAAAGAAAGCAAUUUCUUGUUAUUAUUUUAUUAAAUUGGAAAGGUUUAGUAGACAUCACAUCACUUUCCGAAUUUCUCAAUUUUCCCUCCAAAAACCACCGCCAAUUUCACUCAAUCUUGUCAACCCUAGCCCUAACCCAAACACUGCUUCCUUCUUAUGUCUUAAUCAGGAUUUGAACUAGAUUUGUUUUCGUAUGAAUUCAGAAUGGGCUCUCUCGGCGACGAUGAUGCUAAAAAUCAACCAAUCAAAACGAACCCUAAUGUCGAUUUUCCCCAUACUCAAAUGCAGGCCUUUGAUUCCCGGUUUACACCUCCUCCAUCGCCUGGUGUCAGAGUUGAAGAAUAUGAUGAUAAUAAGUUGCAGUUUGAUGAUACUGUUCCGGUUGAAGAUGCUUGUGAAACUCAAGCACUGAAUUUUGCUGGUGAAACUCAAGCACUGAAUUUUGAUGAUGAACCCCUAACAUUUAACUUUGGUGAUGAAGCUCAAGGAUUUAAUUUUGGUGAUGAAACUCGAGCUUUGAAUUUUGAUGAUGAACACCAAGCAUUGAAUUUCGGCGAUGAAACUCAAGUAUUGGAUUUUGGUGGCGAAACACAAGUACUGGAUUGUUUAGAUGGUGUUGAAAAUUUAGGAACACAAUUGUUGGAUGUGUUUGAUAACAAAGUUGCUGAUGAUAGCGACAUUGAAGGAUCUGAUAGAACUGAAGUUUUGGGUUUUGGUGAUGAUAUCUCUGAUGAUGAUUCAGCUAGAAGAUGGAGUGAUCAGUGGCUAGAGAAAGAGAAGGUGUGUACCUCUUCUGCUUCAGAAGAAGGUGAGAAAGUUUCAAGAGAAGGACCCGAUUCUUUGAAUGGAGAACCCUGUAAUUCAGGGCCCCAAGUUUCUACAACUCCAGUGACUCCAGUGACUCAAGGCACUCUACCAGGAACUGGAUCUGUGCCAAGGUUUACUUCAAUUCGUGUGGCAUCUUUGCGUGCUUCUGGUCUAGCAGCCCGGAGUUUGUAUUUGAAGGAAGCCAACUGCAAUUCUUGUUCUGCCCAGACUAAUGGUGUGUUUUCAGAUCAAGAUGACACUAGAAAUACUUGGGCAGAUCCAAAAGUCAUCGAUAAAAUUGAUCAGGUACAUGAUUCUGAGAAAGACAAUGAGAAAGGGAAGGGAUUAAGGAACGGAAACAAGUGCAGACUUGGUUCUUUAACUGCGAGAAAACUCUUUACUGAGGAUUCACUUUCUGAAAAUGAAGGACUUCCUUGCAACAGUGAGAACACUGAUGGAGGAGAAAACCAAUUGCAGUUGCCUGUUUGUGAUGUAGGGUUGGCUGGGUUAAGCUAUAUUGACUCUCAAGAACCUGGAGAAUUGUCACAAACCAAUGCCCUCAAAUUUGUGGAAAUGUAUAUUGAGAAGAGUAAUUUUGUUAAGUCUGAUCAUGAAAUGGACGGUGGAAAGAGUACCAGUGGGAAAUCAAAACCUCUUCCAAUUGCAAAAGGGCCACAAAGUUUGGCCAAGAAAGUCAAUAAUAGAAUCACAGUUGGAGAAAAAGGGAUUUUUGACUGGGAUGAUAACCAAGAGGAUGAAGGAGGGGGAGAUAUUUUCUGCAGAAGGAAGGAAGAAUUCUUUGGUAGUGGAAACCAUGUGCUCAGAUCUUUAACUGAACCCCAGAAACCCCAAAAUAUGCAAUUGGAUGUGUGCAGAGAGAAGGAAAAACAGCUAGAUGUGCAUGAUAAAAUCACAGUACGCUCUGAUUCAAGAUUAAUUUUGCACAAUAUGAAAGAGAAUAAAAAGAAGGCACAAGAAGGUGAAAUUAAAUUUAAGAAGAAUCUUGCUUUUGAGUUUGAUGAACAGUUUGAUACAGAUUCCUCAAGAGGACAAAUGGAAGACAUUGUUAGUAAGACAGAUGGGCCAGAGAUGUUAAAUGUUGGUCCUGACACUCAAAUGGCUGCUGAAGCCAUGGAAGCCUUAUUCUUUGGGGAGGUAAGUGCUAACCAUGAUGCUACGGAUCUACAAAGCAAUUCUAAUGGCCCUACUGAGGGUUCUUUGGAAGGAAAAUCUACAAAUAAGGUCCGCUCAUCCAGAAAAAAUGUACGUGUUUCAGAUGUUGGAGUAGCUACAAGACUAUCCAAGAAAAUAAAGAGAAAUGGCAAAAGAUUAAGUGAAGACUCUCCAGUUCCAUCAGCGAAACCUUCUGAGAAUAUAAGAAAGAAAUCUGCCUUGCCAGUUAUAACAAAUAAACGGAAGAGGGCCAAGUCAACCGCUGAAGGUCACGUCAGUAUCAGUGGAACCAAAAACAUGGUCAUGAUGCCUUCUAAGAUUAUUGGGCAAAGAAAGUUGGAGGUGGGUUCCAAAAGCAGCCAUUGCAAGGAGUUCAAUAGAUCACUUGAGAAAACUGUAAUAAGAAGUGGUCGCUCAAUCAAUCAACUGAAUUUACCCAAGGAAGUUAGUACUUAUGCGCCCAUUGCUUAUCGAACCAGGCAUUCCAAGUCAGUAAAUAAAUCAAAAACGCCUGAGCAUGUCCCUGGUGAUUGUAGAGAAGACAUUAACCAUCUGGAAGUUGGUGCUGUUGAAGGGAAUGGAGUUGAUACUGCAGAUGUUGAAGCUUCUGAAGUGUUGCAUGCCAAAAGGAAAUCUUCUAAAUUGGGUAUCAAUCAAUCUGGAGAUAUUAAAAGGGCCAAACCAAGUCAACCUGAUCAAUUGUAUUCAGAGUUAACAGCUAUGAAUAAUGGAAUUGAUACAUCGACUCAUCCUAAAGGAAGAAGAUCUCAACGAAGCUCUUCAGGACAGGUUAAUGGAUUUAAUAAGUUAGAUGAUCAAUUCAAGCCAUCUAUUCUGCCAGAAGGCAUCAACCAGUUUAUCUCUGUGCAUAAAAGAUCACGAAGCAAUGCUGGAAACAAUAGCAUUAGUUUAACCACAGAGAGGAAAACAAGAUCAUCUGUACGUGCUUGUGCCUGUAAUUCUACGGACAUGAAAGGGAAGAUAUCUAUAGAUUUAAUGGCUGUGAAAGAACUGCAGCACCCUGACAGAAAGAGUGUUGCAUAUUCCUUGACAGUCGCUGAAAAUGCAGAAGUGAAUGACAAGAUAUAUAGAUCUCCGGGAGAGAAAAGUGAAGCAUCUGAUGCAGCAUGUCCUUCUCCAGCUAACUGUAUGACACCUGUGAAUGCUGCAUCUCCUGUUUGUAUGGGUAAUGAAUAUCUUAAGCAAUCAUGUAAGAAAAACCUGUCAAAGUCAUGCCUUAUGAGGGAAAUCAGUAGCUUAAGUCCCACAGAACCAGAACCUAUUUCUCCAUUGAAAGAUUUGAGGAAGAGGAGAGAUAUGAGUAGCAUUCGAGUCUUGUUCAGCCAUCACUUGGACGAGGAUAUUAUUAAGCGGCAGAAAAAGAUUUUGGCUCGCUUAGGAGCUUCUGAAGCAAUUUCAAUUACGGAUGCAACACACUUCAUAACAGAUCAAUUUGUGCGCACAAGAAAUAUGUUAGAAGCAAUUGCUUCUGGCAAACCAGUGGUGACACAUUUAUGGCUUAAGAGCAUUGGACAAGUUAAGGUCCACGUUGAUGAAGAAGCCUACCUGCUUCGGGACACCAAAAAAGAAAAGGAGUUUGGCUUUAGCAUGCCAGUUACUUUGGCACGUGCACACAAGCUUCCACUCUUACAAGGUCGAAGAGUUUUUAUUACCCCACAUAUAAAACCUAGUAAAGAAACAAUUUCUGGUUUGGUUAAGGCAGUCCAUGGUCAGGUAGUGGAGAGAAUAGGAAGAUCUGCUGAUGGUGUGUUGAUUUUAUCCUGUGAAGAAGAUUACAGAAUCUGUGAGCCUUUCCUUGAAAAAGGGGCAGCUGUUUACAGUUCAGAGCUUCUACUGAAUGGCAUUGUUAUUCAGAAGCUGGAGUAUGAAAGGCAUCGUCUGUUUACGGAUCAUGUUAAGAGAACACGGUCAACAAUGUGGCUGAAAUAAGAUGUUAAGUUUCAUCCUGUGACAAAGCUUAAAUAGGAGGGACAUAUUUCUUAACCCUUCAUCCAAUUUUCAUCCUCUUUCGCUUCUUCUAUGAAUGAGAUAGGCCUGUAGGUAUCUGUACAUAUUCUGUACCUCCAACGAAUUUUGUGCUGUUAGGU
Messenger RNA from Pistacia vera, 4109 nucleotides. RefSeq lists its product as uncharacterized. The record is from RefSeq and is a predicted model, not a curated record. Lineage: Eukaryota; Viridiplantae; Streptophyta; Magnoliopsida; Sapindales; Anacardiaceae.